CAUAGUACCCUCAGUAAGUGUCGCGCUGCUGCCCCGGUGUGUAGUGCUCUUGAGGCCGCUCUCGCUCGCGUGCCUCCCGCUCUCGCGUGCCCAAGUGUUCAGCGUACACUUGAACAGGAGUGUAGCAAGUUGACCUUCUGACGGAGGGAGUGUUGAUGUGUGUGUGAGGUGUACAUUGCCUCACGCGCCUGCUCCUCUUCUACACUAUUACCGGCUCGCUCCAGGACGAUGAGGGCCUUGGCGUGUCUGGAGGUCUGGGUCCUCCUCCAGCUGCUCCUCCACACCUGCCUGACGGAGGGGACAGUGGGCGUGGUGACCAACAUGAAGAUCACUACCAACAUUGAACACCGCUACGCUGUGACUCGAGUGUCCACGAGGCUCACCAACCCGAGUGCCACCGCUGCGCCUCAACAGUUCCAGCUGGCGCUCCCACAGACGGCCCUCGUAUCCUCCUUCCUCAUGGAGGUGUCUGGCGCCAACUACACGGGCAUCAUCAGGAAGAAGGCGGCAUCCAGGCGGAUCUACGAGAUGGCCAAGAUGAGAGGCAAGACCACGGGACUGGUGGAGCAAAUGGAUGAUGGUGUUCAGAAGUUUGUGUCCAGUGUCAAUGUGGCAGCCUAUGGCGCGGUGACUCUUCAUAUCACCUAUGAAGAACUUGUACAGCGCGUCAACGGCAAUUACCUGUACUCCGUCCUUGUACACCCAGGCUAUAGAAUUCCGGUGGUAGAGAUUGAUGUCCACAUAAUGGAAAGAGAAGAGAUUGUUGAUUAUAGGAUUCUGGAACUGCCGGGCCAAGAAAUGUUAUCCCACAAUCCUGGAACACGCGUGCAGGGAGGCCCUAGGGGUCUAGGGGAGCUGCACCUUCACUACAGCCACGAGGACCCAGAGGGCGGCUCCGGAAGGGGAGUUGAUGGCACCUUCACCGUUGCCUACGAUGUGACCCAUCACUCUGACGGCGGGGAAGUGCAGCGCGUCGGCAACUACUUCACACACUACUUCUCCCCCGAGGGGCUGCCCAAACUGGCCACCCACACAGUCUUCCUCAUUGAUGUCUCCUUCUCCACCCACGACGGCCAGCUGGCAACACUGCAGGAAGCCUUGACAUCAGUACUCGAAGGAAUGAACGCAACAGACACCUUUGAGGUGUUGGCCUUCUCCUCAGACGUGGUCAACGUCGGGUCCUUCACGGGCGAGCCGCACCAGGUCAAGACAGCGAUCAGGAAGGUCAAGCGGCUGGUGUCUCUCGGGUAUUCCAAUCUCAAUGCUGCUCUUCUCCAGGCCAUCAGAACUGCCAACAGCUAUGAGGGUCACGCUGUUAAACAGAUAGUGGUGUUCACGGACGGGCUGGCCACCAGCGGCGUCACGGACCCUGACACCAUCAGGAGGAAUGUGCGGGAAGCCAACUCUCAACUCCAUCCCAUAUUUGCUUUGGUUUUUGGCAACGAUGACAUGAAGCUUCUUGAUCAUAUCAGCACAGACAGCACAGGCUUUGCUCACUACGUUCAGCUUGGGCCUCAGCUGGCGAGUGAUAUCAGGACGUUCUGUCAGCAGUUAUCCAAGCCGCUGUUAACACAACUGGAUAUAAGGUAUCCAGAGGCCAGUGUUGAUCCUAACACUGUGGCCAAGCCAAGAAUCUCCAGCUACUACUCUGGAGGGGAGGUGGUGUUAGCUGGCUUGCUGUACCCAGGAGCCGCUGAGGUUGAGCCAGUGGUGAAUGGCGUGGGGCUGGAUGGGCCGUACCAGUUCCAGGUGACCCGCAUUGACACCCGUCGACCGUUCCAUCCCUCAUUAACUAACAACUUUACAGCCAGACUGUGGGCGUACCUCUUUGUGCAGGACCUGCUGGCCAGAGCUGAGGCGUCGGAGAACUUCAAUCAUACCCGUGAGCUCCAUGCCCAGGCCUUACACAUAGCUCUGAGGUUCGGUUUUGUAACCAAACUAACGUCCUUGGUGGUGGUCUACCCAGAUGAUGAGUACAUCGUAGUCUCCCCUCAAGACCAGCGCCAUCACCACAGCAACGGCCAUCCCUCUAGCUAUUAUCAGUCGUCUAUUUCAAGUUAUCGACGAACUGGUAGAAGCAAUAUACGUGGUAAUAGACCUCAAGAACAGGUUGACAUGGACCCUUACUUCAUCGUGUACGCUCAAGGCCUGGACUUGCCGCUCUGCUUCAACUACCACGGUCAAAAUGGUGACAUCAUGAACCUCAUCAGAGACCCCCAGUCUGGUAUCAUUGUAAAUGGUCAGGUAACGUCAUCAGUUCAACAGCCGAAGAUGACUUACUUUACUUCGUUGUUCCUUCGUCUUGGAAACGUUAACCUGACAAUCACUCCUGAUCGCAUGGAGGUCGAUUGUCUGGGAGAAGAUGGAACGCCUCAGGUGAAUAGCAUCACUAAAUCCUUGUGGCCUUUCUAUAAAAAUAAUGGGAGGAGAUAUAAGCAUGGGCCAGACAAGAGGCUUCGCGCAAGUCCAUCCGUCAACCAGACUAAUCAGAAGAGACACUUCGGGCUAAAUCAGAUUGCUCCCGGGAACCUUGGCCACUACACACCCAGCACAGGUGUUAACCACCACAUACACGGAGGCAGUAAUCACUACACUUCCAGCAGCGGUAGGGAGCAAAAUAUCUUCAAAAAGCCUAGCAGUUACUUUUCCUAUGACAGAAUCAACAACAGAAAUAACCAAGUGCACGUCACAAGCUCCCGGACCCGGAGGCUGGGGGACGAGAACACCAAGUACUGCAACCAAAACUCCACCUGGGAGGAAGGAGUCGGGAGAAUAUACGGGAAUGUCAUGAUUGUUUUAAGUAAAAAGAGACAUCUGCACGUGACAAUGGGAGAUGGUUUGGCCCACUUUGCUGUAGUUCGUUCAAAGAACAAAAUUGGACAGCGAUUCCUUGGUUUCUACAUCAAGGACCAGCAAAUUUUAUCACACCAGACACAUGGAAUUAUUGGUCAGUUCAUCACUAAGAGUGUGAGAUUGAUCUCCCCAAACACUCUGGCAGUCAACAGAAACAACACCACGGAGAAUACGGUGAAAGUUGAAGUGAAGAGGCGGAACAAGAAGAACCAGCACAAGCUCUCUCUGGUGUCCGGGGUGUUGAACAAGCGGCGCUCCCUGCUGGAGAAAACCCACGUGGAGUGUAUCCACAUUCAAGGCAGAGGCAGAGGCCUCCUCGACGGUCAACCCAGGGACUAUCUGCUGGAGUGCCUCCGCUGCUGAGACUGCGAGACAAUGUCGGAUAGUAUUCUCGAGUUUCUUCUAUGAGAAGAGAGGAUGAUGAAGAGAAUUGCGUGUGGUUAUGAAGCUUUAACUCGACACUGGACAGUGUACUGUCCGCUGAGGGUCUGGUAGAGGAAAUAGCACAGAAUUUUUGGUAAUUAGAUACAAAUCAUUAGAGCUUUCUCGGCUGUCACAAUCAAGCUUCACUAUUUUAUAGAAGCUAGUUCUUUGUCAUGAGUUUUUUUUUUAAUUAAGCAUUUAAAUGUAAAUA
Molecule: messenger RNA, 3487 nt
Organism: Procambarus clarkii (red swamp crayfish)
Lineage: Eukaryota; Metazoa; Arthropoda; Malacostraca; Decapoda; Cambaridae
Source: RefSeq, a predicted model, not a curated record